AUGAAAGUGUAUUUUCGGGCCGAGGAGUCGGGUCUGUCGGGCAGUGAACGCGAGAUUCUGUACCGAUUCUGCAGUCAAUACGCGGGCGAACUGUUGCCCCAUUUAGGCCGUUGUUUUGACCGGAUUCUGCCCAUGUCUUCGGUGGCCAACCGGUUGGGUGUGUCGGCCAUCGAGUUCGCCAAAGUCAAGGACCAGUUCCCGCGCGUACGGGUGGACACAAUCGCCGAUUCCGUCAAUCGAUUGUUGCCCAACACUGCGCUGUCGACGGCCGGUGACCCCACCUCUACCCCAACCACCGGUGCUAUUGUGUCGACACUAAGCGAGACAACAAUUGGUGACAGCAAUACGUCUGGCGAUUGAGUGAUCGGAUCGGAUGUCCGACCAAUCGUUUCGAGCGAAAUGUGUUUUUAGUUUUAUUGAAAAGUUUUUUUUAAUCUAAAUAUUUAUUAAAUGUAUUUUAUGAAUGAAAUA
Molecule: messenger RNA, 471 nt
Organism: Medioppia subpectinata
Lineage: Eukaryota; Metazoa; Arthropoda; Arachnida; Sarcoptiformes; Oppiidae
Source: the annotation of a GenBank genome assembly